AUGUCCGUCUUCCGCCCCAACGCAACAGCCCUGAUAACAGGCGGCGCAUCAGGCAUCGGCUACGCAGUCGCCCAACUAUGCCUCAAGCACGAGAUGAAAGUCACAAUCGUAGACUUCAACGCCGAAACGCUCGAUCUCGCAAGCAAAAACCUCGGCAAACAAGUGCAGUGCAUACAAGCCGACGUAGGCAAGCGCGAGGACUGGGCAGACAUCAAACAGAAAGCUGGGAAUGUGGAUUUCCUCAUGCUGAAUGCUGGCGUUGCGAAGAAAGGCACUUGGGGGGAUGAUGAGUACUUUGACGCUAUCCUCCAAACCAACCUCCACGGCGUAACCCACGGCCUAAACACCUACAUCCCCGCCCUCCAAUCCCGCUCCACCCCCUCCGCAGUAGUAAUAACAGGCAGCAAGCAAGGCAUCACAAACCCCCCCGGAAACCCCGCCUACAACGCCAGCAAAGCAGCCGUAAAAGCCCUCGCCGAGCACCUCGCCUACGACCUGCGCGACACAAACACAUCAGUCCACCUCCUAGUCCCGGGGUGGACGUUCACUGGCUUGUCUGGAAAUAUACCCGGCGCCGAGCAGAAAUCGAAACCAAACGGCGCGUGGUCGCCCGCGCAAGUCGCGGAGUAUAUGUAUGCUAAGAUGCAGGACGGGAAGUUUUACAUCAUUUGUCCUGAUAAUGAUGUUGAUGAGACGACGGAUAAGAAGCGCAUGUUGUGGACGACGGGCGAUAUUGUUCAUGAGCGCCCGCCGUUGACGAGGUGGAGGGAUGAGUUUAGGGAGGAGGCGGAGGCGUGGAUGGCGGGGUGUAGGGUGUGA
Molecule: messenger RNA, 819 nt
Organism: Dothidotthia symphoricarpi CBS 119687
Lineage: Eukaryota; Fungi; Ascomycota; Dothideomycetes; Pleosporales; Dothidotthiaceae
Product: NAD(P)-binding protein
Exons: 3
Coding region: 1-819 (272 amino acids)
Cellular component (GO): intracellular anatomical structure
Molecular function (GO): oxidoreductase activity, acting on NAD(P)H, oxygen as acceptor
Source: RefSeq, a predicted model, not a curated record